ACUUUGCUGUUUUUUGUUUUAGUAAUAAUAAUCUCUCUCUCUCUCUCUCUCUCUCUCUCUCUAUGUGCUUCUCUUGCUCUUCUUUUUCUCUCUUUCAUAUCCAACUAUAAGAGUGUUGAAGGAGUUUUGUGUGUUGCAAAAAUGUAUACAGAAAAUGGACUUCUUUUCCCAUGGUCAUAUCUACACAACUUCUCUCAAGAACUUCAUCAACUUGAAGAGUACUGCAAAACCCAGAAGCCCAAUGCAUCAAUGAGUGAGCUUGUUCAUUUUUCUGCCAUGUCAGAAUAUGAUUUUGCUGCUGAAGGAGAUUUGUUCAAAGCACCCGAACCGAUUAUCGAAGAGCCAGAUAUUGACCUUGAUCCCAUGACAGCAGCCAUCUCAAUGAUAUCUUGUGGAGAGGAUGUAAAAUCCACAGAUAUUUCUAUUCUUCAAAACGAACAGCUUUUAAGUGAUGUAUUCUAUGAAUGCAAAAAGGAUCUCUUUGAAAAGGCAGCAAUGGAGUCUCCGCUCUCCGAGAUUCUUGAAAUCAAGGUUCCCCUAUUAAACAUUGAUGAGAACAUAAUUCAAGAAAACAAGCCAUUUCCUGACAUGCUGUUACCAAAGAGCGUCAGCUCAGGAAGUUUAAGCUCGAUGGAUUGGAUGCAUGGAUCUGCUAUGAAGCCUGGUUUCCUUGGUAUCCAAGGAGUAGAUUUUGAUGCAGUAUAUGGAAUGCGGAGAUCAUUUAGUGAAGGAGAUAUAAAGACUCUUGGCAAAGGUAACAUGAGCACGGUCCAAUCUCCCGUUGAGAGGCCGUUUUUUAGCAGCAACUGCAGCAGUGAGGAACGUCUACAAAAGCUCUCUAGAUACAGGAACAAGAAGACAAAGAGAAAUUUUGGGAGGAAAAUAAAGUAUGCUUGCAGGAAGGCUCUUGCUGACAGUCAACCAAGAAUCCGUGGAAGAUUUGCAAAGAAUGAAGAAUGUGAUGCAAAGAGGGAAUGAUCAUGUUUAAGUAGCUUUAAUUAUCUGAUCAAGAUAUAUGUGUGUAUAAAUUCUCUUGGUUGGUGGAGUUCUACAUUUAAUUAGUAGAACAAAUAAAUUACAUGUCAAAUUUGUUAGGGUAGUUCAUAUCUUAUUAUCUGCUGUAUGUAAUUGUAUUAAGGUCUCUUAGACAAAAAUGACCUUCUUUCUAGUUCUAGAUAUGUAAAUAUGUUUGUUGAAUAAGAUAAAGGGGCAAAAAAGUGUUCCCAUCCCAUGUUCAUAUAUUAUAUAUCA
Cicer arietinum (chickpea) is the source of this 1251-nucleotide messenger RNA. RefSeq lists its product as uncharacterized. Gene Ontology annotation, cellular component: nucleus. Lineage: Eukaryota; Viridiplantae; Streptophyta; Magnoliopsida; Fabales; Fabaceae. The record is from RefSeq and is a predicted model, not a curated record. Gene Ontology annotation, molecular function: protein binding; DNA-binding transcription factor activity. Gene Ontology annotation, biological process: regulation of flower development.